Ceratina calcarata is the source of this 2526-nucleotide messenger RNA. RefSeq lists its product as uncharacterized. Bases 1 to 2463 code for a protein of 820 amino acids. Lineage: Eukaryota; Metazoa; Arthropoda; Insecta; Hymenoptera; Apidae. The transcript has 14 exons. The record is from RefSeq and is a predicted model, not a curated record. Gene Ontology annotation, molecular function: protein binding.
AUGAUUCCAAAUUUGGCGAAUAUAAAUGUAAUUAAUUUAAUCAUACUGCAAUGGAGCUGCGGACUGAAUUUGAGCGACAAGGCGGGAUACGCCGUCAAUUUGAUAGAACGGGAGGUAGUUCUGUCGUCGGGUGACAAGAAUUCCAAGAUACCAAUUCUUCACGAGUACAAACAGAGGACGGUAGGAAGAGUCGCCAUCGCGCCGGAUGCACCGAUCAAGCAACAAGCUUGGGUUCAAGAGAAUACGCAAAUGCAGAAGAGUCACGGUUUGACAACGAUGCAACAGCAUCAAGCAAACGCGAUGCAGUCGUCGAACCAAAACUUCCAAAGUCCCCAGCAGCUGCUGCACCAGAAUCAGACGCACCACCAAAGCCCAAGGUUCACCCAACAGCACGCUCAGAAUAUGCAGAGGCAACUGAUGCAGCAGAUGCAUCAGCAGCAGCAACAGUUGGUUGGUCAGAACGCGCAGAGGAACGUGCCACAGAGUUUCUACUCGAGCAGCGUGUCAUACCAGCAGUACCAGCAAGCCAGGCAGGCGAUGUCCAGAUCUCAGAUCGACCUCCCGAGCACCUCGAGACAAGCCCAAGAGCUCAGACUGUCUGGACAGGAGGUCUACUACCAUUACGCCCAGGGCAGGCCCAGGUACGGGGUGCCGCAGCUUUACAUGAAGAACGAGGGGGCCAGUCAGGAAACGGAGUUCCAGAGGAGGAACUCGGCUAAGGGGAUCGAGAAGGCUGCAUCACAACCGCAAUUGUGUUACGAGGAUGAGACGGUCAAUGAGCAGUCGAGGAACGUGGAUGGCGUAAAAGGAAUCACGGUGGAUCCUUUGGACAAGGAAAGAUAUGAGAUCACUGUCGAAGAUCGGGUCAGCGAAUCGCAAAGACGAGACGAAUAUCGUCCGGAAACCAGCUUUGGGAUUCACAGAGAGGACGCAUUGAGAUGUUCGAAGAAGGAACAGGACCAAGUGUACGUACCCAAUCAGGAGAACCAAGAAGCGGAAGGCACGUCGUCCUCGGUCGCUAAGAGGAUCGAGGAGUUGCAGAAACGAGCCGAGGAGAGUCAUUACAACGCAAAAGCGUCGAAGGACGGCGUGGAAUCUGAUAGAACUUGUCCCGGUGGGAAAAUUGCGUUAGGGGACGGUUCGAAGAGAGUGGAGGGUCAGUACACGAAGGAUGGGAUUAAAUCUGAUGCGAGGAAAGACGAAUUGGAGCACGGGAUGAGUCGAUUAAAAAUUCAAAACCAAGGUUCGGGUUCGGACUAUGACAAAACUGGUCAGAGUUCAUCCAACGUCGACUCUGGCAGAGGUUCUGCUGUAUAUUCUAGCGGGAGGCGGCCACCGCCGGAGGACCAGACUCACCCCCCAGUGCAAGAUUCAGAAUGGGUUGACAUAGUGGAGACGGAGCUGAGAAGUAUCCUGGAGCCGAGAGACGUGCCAGCGAUGGCGCAUUCCACCCUCUCGGAGAGCGUGUCGUCGGUCACGCCGCCCCUACCGCCGCUUUCGCCCCACGAGAGUCCCAGAACACCGAGAAAUCGAUACUCGGCUAGCUUACCGUACGGAUCGAAACCAAAUUACACCGAUUACGGGAAGGCGAUGGACAAGAGAGGGUUCUCCGGCAGUUCGAAGCAUCGCGGCCCGUCGAGUUCCAAGAAGGAAGCCGCGAAGAAGUUCUCUCAUCUUUUCGGCGUCGAGGCUGCCGAUCUCACGUCGACCACCACCGGUCUCGAUCUGGACUCCAUGUUGGACAGGAGCGAUUCAGAUUUGAGCACGAACGACGCGAGGACCAUUAGAAAACAGCUCGAGGGCUUAGAAAAUAUGUACAGCGAGGUACUGAAACUACUGGGUGGGAGCGUGAAGAAGAGGCGGAAAGCGAGGGGUCUGGCGAGUUACGGGUCAGUAUCGUCGUUGCCAACAUCCUCCGUCUCUUCGAGGCCCGUCACGAGGCAUCACGAUAAACGGAGGUCGCACGCGAUCGACGACAGGAUGAAGAAAGCCAAAGACAUCAAGAGUAUUAACAAACGUUUUCAACGAUUGGAGUCGCACGUGGUCACCCUCGCAAGAUCGGUGGCACACUUAAGCUCUGAAAUGAGGACGCAGCACUUGAUGAUACAGGAAAUGGAGAACAUAAGGGGCGAGAUAGCCGCGUUGCGGACGCAGACGAGCAUGGCGAUGGUGAGAUCGCAGUCGCAACCGUUGAUCAAAGACUCGGAACUCCCAGCCCUGUCGAAUCCAUCGAGGGUGAAGAAGCUCACCAAGUUCUUCGGAACGGAACCACCUCUCAUCCGGUUAUUCCUCAGGGAACUUGGGUAUGAGAAAUACGCAACCGCGUUCGAGAAGGAGAAGGUCGGCAUGGUGGAGCUUCCUUACCUAAGCGAGGAGAGGCUGCAAAAGAUGGGAGUACCGUUGGGACCCCGGCUCAGGAUCCUGCAGGAGGCGAGGAUAUCGCCGGAGCUCCGAGCACAGUAAGCGCAGUUCGCAGACGAACGCCGCGACGUUCAUCUCUCGUUCACAUCGCGAAGACCCGUGCCG